CUUUCAUUAGCAAAGCUAAGAUGAAUCCUGCAUUUUGGGAGAUCACGGCCUGGCAUAUACACUCGUACAAAAUGUGUUAGAGUGUGCGAUGUUUAUCUUGAAAUUAUUAAACAGAUACAAAAUAAAUUUCUGUCCUUUUUGGAGCAAAAUUUAAGGCAAAACAUCGUUUCAAAUUGCACCAACUACAUAUUUAAGAGAAGACAAAGAAAUCAUGGCUAAGGACUUCUACAAAAUUCUCGGCCUAUCACGCAAUGCCAAGGACGAUGAUAUCAAAAAGGCUUAUCGGAAGCUAGCUCUCAAAUAUCAUCCGGACAAGAACAAGAGCGCCCAGGCCGAGGAGCGCUUCAAGGAGGUGGCCGAGGCUUACGAGGUGUUGUCGGACAAAAAGAAACGCGACAUCUACGAUCAGUAUGGCGAGCAGGGUCUGCAGCGUGGGGUGCCCAGCCAGCAUAGUCAGAGGAGCGGUGGCAGUACCAGCUUCACCUAUCAAUUCCAUGGCGAUCCCCGCGCCACCUUCGCCCAAUUCUUUGGCUCAAACGAUCCAUUUAGCACGCUAUUUGGCGAAAACUUCGCCCACAUGUUCAUGGCCGAUGAUGAUGCGUUAUUCAGCCGUGGUGGGGAAGGUCGAUCGCGCAUGGUUCAAGACCCACCCAUAGAGCAUGACCUUUUCAUUCCGCUGGAGGACAUCAAUAAGGGCUGCAAUAAAAAGAUGAAGAUAACGCGUGUCUCGCUGGCCUCAGGCCGGCCCGUCAAAGAGGAGAAGGUACUCGACAUUGUCGUCAAGCCUGGCUGGAAAGCCGGUACGCGCGUCACCUUUCAGAAGGAGGGCGAUCAGGCCCCAAACAAAAUUCCCGCCGAUAUUGUCUUCAUUAUACGUGAUAAGCCGCAUCCGUUCUUCCGGCGUGAGGGCAGCAAUAUCUUCUACACGGCUCAGGUUACACUCAAGCAGGCACUCUGUGGCACCCAAGUGCAGAUUCCAACGCUCGAAGGUGAUCGCAUUACGAUCAAUACAAAGGGCGAGGUCAUCAAGCCUAAUCUUAUGAAACGGUUCGCCGGACGGGGUCUGCCCUAUCCCAAGGAUCCGUCGCAUCGUGGCUUGUUAUGCGUCGACUUCAAUAUCUCGUUUCCGGAUACACUGCCAACGCAGUUGACCGCCAAACUGGGCGAAAUAUUGCCGAACUAGGCAAAGUUGACCUUCUGAUGUGCAUAUAUUUUGAUGUUCUUGCCCCAACUAACUAUCUAUUCGCAAAUAAAGAUCAAAUUUUUUGUUCAGUGA
Scaptodrosophila lebanonensis is the source of this 1276-nucleotide messenger RNA. RefSeq names its product dnaJ protein homolog 1-like. Gene Ontology annotation, biological process: negative regulation of transcription by RNA polymerase II. Gene Ontology annotation, molecular function: protein-folding chaperone binding. The record is from RefSeq and is a predicted model, not a curated record. The transcript has a single exon. Gene Ontology annotation, cellular component: cytosol. Lineage: Eukaryota; Metazoa; Arthropoda; Insecta; Diptera; Drosophilidae. The coding region runs from base 212 to 1183 and encodes 323 amino acids.